AUGGCCCCCGUGGUUGUUACCACCUACUCUGGGUAUCGAAUUGCGAAGUACAACAGAGGUUUACCUUUCAACAGGGUCUCCCAAGCUGAGAAGGUGUUCGACGUAUCCGGCUCUCUGGAUGCCCAGCUAAGUGUUGAACAUGACGCCACUGAUCCUGGCGUGAGGCAGCUGAUUGAUGGCACACUCAUCAUUCGUGGUGAUAAGGUUCCAUCAUGGAAUGUGGGAGGCGUUGGAAUUGUCGUACAUUUAUUUGCCGUCCAUCAUGUUGAUUCUAUUGAAAUUAUAUUACCUCGUCUGGCUAUCUUUCGUCUCCGUCCCCUGCAUCAGAAAACCAUCACUAUCAUCAGGUGCCAUUCUUCAACAUCAGCAGCUGAGGGUCUUGUUGGCACUUACACGCCGCACGACUUUUUCAUGGCAACUUCAACUUCAUAA
Strongylus vulgaris is the source of this 432-nucleotide messenger RNA. The record is from the annotation of a GenBank genome assembly. Lineage: Eukaryota; Metazoa; Nematoda; Chromadorea; Rhabditida; Strongylidae.